Symphalangus syndactylus (siamang) is the source of this 6154-nucleotide messenger RNA. It is a transcript of the gene PIGL, whose product is annotated as phosphatidylinositol glycan anchor biosynthesis class L. Gene Ontology annotation, molecular function: N-acetylglucosaminylphosphatidylinositol deacetylase activity. The record is from RefSeq and is a predicted model, not a curated record. Gene Ontology annotation, cellular component: endoplasmic reticulum. NCBI's taxonomy places the organism in Eukaryota, Metazoa, Chordata, Mammalia, Primates, Hylobatidae.
AGAGAACCCUUAACGUUAAAACCUCAAGCUUCCGGAGCAUGUCGGCGGGAGGGACUUAACAGCGGAACCCAACAUCUCCAGGUGCCGUUUUCCAGCCGGAGUCAGGGUCAGAGGCAGCCUUUCCUACUGCGCAGGCUCAGUGCUGCUUAUCCAUCAUGGAAGCAAUGUGGCUCCUGUGUGUGACGGCGGCGGGCUUGGCAUGGGGCUUCCUCUGGGUUUGGGACUCCUCAGAACGAAUGAAGAGUCGGGAGCAGGGAGGACGGCUGGGAGCCGAAAGCCGGACCCUCCUGGUCAUAGCGCACCCUGACGAUGAAGCCAUGUUUUUUGCUCCCACAGUGCUAGGCUUGGCCCGCCUAAGGCACUGGGUGUACCUGCUCUGCUUCUCUGCAGGAAAUUACUACAAUCAAGGAGAGACUCGUAAGAAAGAACUUUUGCAGAGCUGUGAUGUUUUGGGGAUUCCACUCUCCAGUAUAAUGAUUAUUGACAACAGGGAUUUCCCAGAUGACCCAGGCGUGCAGUGGGACACAGAGCACGUGGCCAGAGUCCUCCUCCAGCACAUAGAAGUGAAUGGCAUCAAUCUGGUGGUGACUUUCGAUGCAGGGGGAGUAAGUGGCCACAGCAAUCACAUUGCUCUGUAUGCAGCUGUGAGGGCCCUGCACUCAGAAGGGAAGUUACCUAAAGGGUGCUCUGUGCUCACGCUUCAGUCUGUGAAUGUGCUGCGCAAGUACAUCUCCCUUCUGGAUCUGCCCUUGUCUCUGCUUCAUACUCAGGAUGUCCUCUUCGUGCUCAACAGCAAAGAAGUGGCACAGGCCAAGAUCACACAAAAAUUGGGAAGAGAAGGAUGUCAACUAGACUACAUCAAAAUCUGGGCAGAGGGAGGACAAAGAGCUGCCUAAAGAAACUGGUAGCUGGAGCAAACUGCAGAGAUCAAGAUGGCCCUAGUCAACGGAACCAGCAGCCCAGGUCAGCCACAUUCAGGAGCACCACCGAGGCACGGCAGGGAGAGCAAAGUUGCUGGCCCCAAUCAUUCCUCCUUUUCAGGGCAGGAGAGGCAGAAGCUCACUCUUUAGACAUGUUCUUGAUGGUCUUGUGCUCUUUCAUGGCCUUCUCCCAAUCGCUGCCAUUGAAUUCCUCAGUGACCAUACUCCGCACAGUGCCCUCAUCCAGGCAGUGGGGGGCGAUUCCUAUGAGAAAGUGGCACAGACAAAGGGGGAUCCUCAGUAUGGGUGAGACCAGAUGGUGUUCCUGGAUAAGCCCCCACCUGCAGGCAUCAUCACGCUACACAUUAGGGCUUCCAAAGGAUAUGCCACAGCUUAUGGCUUCAGCGAUGAGACCCACAGGCUGCCAGCUGGCUCAGAAAGCACUGGCUCCAGCCUACCGCUUCAGCCCUCUGGCUCACUUUCCUCAACUGCCAGAUGGGAAUCACACUCCCUGAACCAGGGAUGGCCAAGGCUAGACAUCAUUCAAUACCAAGUUGAGAGUGCAACAUGCACAAAGGCACAGCCCAGAGCAAUCUCUGACUGGAGGCCUAAAGAAUUCACAGGCCUUUCCUGUGUUUAGAUAGAUAACUUUCCUUCCUUUUUUUUGAGAUGGAGUUUAGCUCUUGUUGCCUAGGCUGGAGUACAAUGGCGUGAUCUUGGCUCACUGCAACCUCUGCCUCCCGGGUUCAAGUGAUUCUCCUGCCUCAGCUUCCCAAGUAGCUGGGAUUACAGGCGUGUGCCACCAAGCCUGGCUAAUUUUGUAUUUUUAGUAGAGACGGGGUUUCUCCAUGUUGGUUAGGCUGGUCUCGAACUCCCAACCUCAGGUGAGCCACCACGCCUGGCCUUAGAUAACUUUCUAAGAAUUAAACGUCUUCCCAUUUGUACAGGAUUUCAUACUUUUCAAAACUCUUUCCUGUUCUGCAAGGUAGACAGGAAAGAGUCUCCAUGUGACAGAUGAGGAAUAGGAGCCCCUGAAGCAAUGGGGGAGGGGUAAGGAUGACAUCAUGCCCUGCCCUGCCUCCCCCGCCCACCCCCACCACCACCAUAAGGUAAAAGACACUGACAGUCAUAGCUGCUUUCGCAGCUCUGGAGACUGCACUGACACAGAAUAAGAGUCCUCAGGAACAUCUUCCACCUCUGCUUUCCCCUUCAAUUCACACUACAAUUGGCAUGAUUCUCAACAACUGUCAGAGGGUUAGUUUUAUUACUCCCCAGGCCCUGAAGCGGGGCUUGGAGGGUUCCCUGCUUGUUUAUUAUUUUUUAAAAAGAACAGAGAUACGGUUUCGCUAUGUUUCCCAGGCUGGUCUCAAACUCCUGAGCUCAAGAAAUCCUCCUACCUUGGCCUCCCAAAGUGCUGGGAUACAGGCGUGAGCCACCGCAGCCAGCCAGUCCUGCCUAAUUUUUGAACAACCAAAAAGCUUUCAAAUGCCAUUAUCAAUGCUCCCCAAUCUUGCCUCCUUCACUCCCUUAACCUCUGUCAUUAUUAAAGCUGCCUCCCCUGGCCCCACAAGCCCAUCUCCCCACCCCUCUCCUCCCUACCCUUCAACACCAUCCCCAGCAACACCAGCCCUGGCAGCACCAGUGAAUAAGAAUCACAACCUGGAUGGGCUCCAAGUCCAACUUCACCACAUUCAGAUAUGGAAUUCAGAAAAGUUUCACCAGAGCCCGACUCACAUUCUAUCAUGUGGAAAGCCCUCUGCCGAGGAGUCCUGCUCCUCUAAGAUACGCAUGUGACAGGGUCUAGUCAGCGUCCCACCUGUCCAAACAAGACUUUAAGUGAGAGCACCACAGGCCUCUCUGUGUCCCCCUGAGCUUACAGUCCAUCCCCUUUACUCACCGAAGCCUCCAGGGUUUGACCGUGGAGUAUAGAAGCUCUGAACGCCACAUCUCUUACAGAAGGUGUGCUGGGCUUUGUGAGUAUUGAACGUGUAAGUCGUUAUGUGCUCAGCUCCCUAGGUGAAAACAGACAAACAGGUGUUCUUUUUUACAAAGAGAUUGAUUGAUUGAUUGAUUGAUUGAUUGAUUGAUUGAGACAGAGUCUCCCACUGUCUCUCAGGCUGGAGUGCAGUGGCGUGAUCUUGGCUCACUGCAACCUCCACCUGCACGGGUUCAAGAGAUUUUCCUGCCUCAGCCUCCCAAGUAGCUGGGAUUACAGGCGCGUGCCCCCAUGCCUGGCUAAUGUUUUGUAUUUUUAGUACAGACAGGGUUUCACCAUGUUGGACAGGAUGGUCUUGAACUCCUGACCUCGUGAUUCACCUGCCUUGGCCUCCCAAAAUGCUGGGAUUACAGGUGUGAGCCACCGCACCCUGCCCCAAAGACAUUUAUUUUUAUGUCACUUAAAAAAUACACCUUUGUAGCCGGGUGUGGUGGUGGGCGCCUGUAGUCCCAGCUACUCGGGAGGCUGAGGCAGGAGAAUGGCAUGAACCUAGGAGGUGGAGCUUGCAGUGAGCCGAGAUCACGCCACUGCACUCCAGCCUGGGCGACAGAGCGAGACUCCCUCUCAAAAAAAAAAAAAAAAAAAAAAAAAAAAAAAAAAAAAAAAUAUAUAUAUAUAUAUAUAUAUAUAUAUAUACACACCUUUGGCCAGGCAUGGUGGCUCAUGCCUGUAAUCCCAACACUUUGAGAAGCUGAGGCAGGCGGAUUGCUUGAGCCCAGGAGUUCAAGACCAACCUGGGCAACAUGGCAAAACCCUGUUUCUACAAAAAAAUACAAAAAUUAGCCAGGUGCAGUGGUGCACAUCUGUAGUCCCAGCUACUUGGGAGGCUGAGGUAGGAGCAUCAGUUGAGCCUGGGGAAGUGGAGGCUGCAGUGGGCUGAGAUCACACCAUUAAAAAACAAAUUUUGAAACAACUUAAUGGCAGGAGCUCUUUUGUAGGGCUCUUUGUAUUAAGAGGCCAUUUCCUAUCUCCUGUAAGAGACUGGGACCUUCUUGAGGACAGAGACCCAUCUACACUAUCCAGAGACAUGUCAGUCUGGAGCGUGACAGCUCACAGCUUCCCUUAGGUCAACGGCACACAGAAUUCAGCCUUGAGCGUUCCCUGAUACAUCACAUCAGGGAUGGAAAGUGCUCGCUUCCCAGGGCCUACGUGGAGAGACAGUUCACCCAACGGACUGGCUCUCCAUGUCCCCAAACAGAACGGCUCAAGGUCUUAAGAAAACUGAUGGCUGUGCUUAAUUUAUCCACAAAGGACAAACCAGGAAAAAAAUAUUUGCCAGACGUCAUAGACAGGCUAAUUUCCUUAAUGGAUAAUACAAAUGGGAGACUGGACAAAGGACAUGAAUGGACAGUUCAGAUAGAAAGAAAAAUAAAUCGCUCUUUACCCUAUGAAAUGCUCACCCAAAGGAAUUUCAAUGAGAUGUAUUUCACUGUCAGGUGGGCAAAAUCAAAGCCGUUAACAUGGUAUUGACAAGUAUGUAGAGAAAUAUGUGCUCACAUAUAUCAGUCACAGGAAUAGGAAUUGGUACAAUUUAGCAACAUCUACCAAAAUUUUAAAGUGUACAUAUGCUUUAGCACACAAUUCCAUUUCUUGAAAUUUACCAUACAGAUAUAUUCCAAAUGUCUCAACGACAUAGGUAUAUAGAUACUAUAGCACUGUUUAUAAAGGCUAAAGAUUAGAAAAAUUGAAAAUGUCCAUCAAUAGAGGACCAGUUAGGCAAUAUGGACACUCAUAAAAUGGAAUACUCUCCAACUUUGUAGAGAAGAAUGAGACAGCUCUACAAAACUAACAUGGAACAAUUGCCAAGGUUACAAAGUUAAGCAAGGUAUAGGCCAGGCGCAGUGGCUCAUGCCUGUAAUCCCAGCAUUUUGGGAGGCCAAGGUGGGCAGAUCACUUGAGGUCAGGAGUUCAAGACUAGCGUGGCCAACAUGGCAAAACUUCGACUCUACUAAAAAUAUAAAAAUUAGCCAGAUGUGGUGGCGGGCACCUGUAGUCCCAGCUACUCAGGAGGCUGAAGCAGGAGAAUCACUUGAGCCUGGGAGGCGGAGGUUACAGUGAGCCGAGAUCGCACCACUGCACUCCAGCCUGGGCGACAGAGUGAGACUGUCUCAAAAAAAAAGUUAAGCAAGGUAUAAAACAACGUAUGUGGUAUACUACCAUUUUUUUUUUUUUUUUUAAGGAUAUAUACUGUUUAUGUGUGGUGUUUUUGUUUUGUUUUGUUUUUUUUGAGACAAGGUCUCACUCUGUUACCCAGGCUGGAGUGCAGUGGUAUGAUCACAGCUUAUUGCAGCCUUGACCUCCCAGGUUCAAGUGAUUCUCCCACCUCAGCCUCCCAAGUAGCUGGGACUAUAGGCAUGCAACACCACGCCUAGCCGAUUUUUUAUUUUUUGUAGACAUGGGGGUCUCACUAUGUUGCCCAGGCUGGUGUUGAACUCCUGGGUUCAAGUGAUCUGCCCGUCUUGGCCUUCCAAAGUGCUGGGACUACAGGCAUGAGCCACUGUGCCUGGCCUGUAUGUGCUUUUAUAUGCAUAUGUAUCUUUGAAGAGGGAUCCAAGAAACAGUGGCUUACCUUUAGGGAGAGAAAUCAGACAGCUGGAGGGGAAGGGGUGGAGGUUUCUUAUCAUUGUUAACCCUCUUUACGCUUCCCCAGCCAUACCAUCCAGAAUUGAGCUUCCUAUAGAAAUAGCUCCCCGAGGAGCCUUGCUCACUCCAUAGCCACUGCAGCACAGAAAAGCAGUGAAGGACUGCCAAGUGGUCCCAAGCCAUUCAGCAUUAUCCGGAUGGAAUUAAAGCCCUGCCCAACCCCACACCACCCAUAAUGUGCUAAAAGUCUUUUUAAAAAAAAAUCUGUAUUCUUUAACCUGGAGAUUUUCUUUCUUUCUUUUUUUAACUGCUCCUUGUGGAGCAGGGUGUAGGAAGUGUGCCCAGAAUAGCCAGAGAACUUAUUUCUAAGAGAAUUGAUCCUAAAGAAGAAAUUUCUAAAUUGUCAAAAAUUUAUACUAAGGAGGUUCACCACAGUGUUGUUGAUAAUCAGAAAAAAACUGGACUCAACUGCAGUGAUGCAGAGACAGUGACAGGAUAAGCAGACCAGGAAAUCGGCUGUGGGGAAGAGGGAGACUGGGGCAUGGGGACAGUAGGGAAAGACUUUUCACUGUGUAUAUACACAUUCUUCUACCUCUCAAAUUUUGUACCAAGUACAAAAAAUUCCCCAAAAUAAUAAAAUUAAAGUUAAAAAUAA